AAAGAGCUCCCUGACGUCAGCCUCAGCCGCCGCUCUGUUUCUGAACUUCCUCGUCGUUAACACUUCCUGUACUUGAGCUGUUGCUUGUUAAUUACUUGACAUAAACCAACGAAAGCAGCGAGCGAAGGAAACUGAAGUGAGAAUGGACACUGAACAUGAGGUCGAUCUUCUAAUUGAAGAGAUUCGUCGCCUUGGAUCUACAGGUGCAGAUGGUAAAAUUAGGGUGAAAUUUGGAGUUCUGUUCGCCGAUGACAAAUGCGCCAAUCUUUUUGAGGCCCUGGUCGGGACCCUGAGAGCUGCAAAAAGGAAGAAGAAGAUCAGCUUCGCUGGAGAACUGCUACUUCAAGGAGUUCACGAUGAUGUUGACAUUGUCUUAGAAACUGAUUGAAGAUGGGCUAACUCCAGGUUGCAACCACAGCACUGGCAACACCUGAAAUCUCUGGAAUGAGUUUGUAACCAGGACUGAACUUGAAUGUGCUUUGAAACCUCAAGGUGGACAUUUUUUUACAUGUAAUUUAUAGUAAUGUUAAAAUCUUGGAUUUCUAAUUUGUGUAUUUGAGUUGAGUUGCUUUGGAAUCCACAGCAAUAAAAUAACAUUUGUCUGCCA
Messenger RNA from Stegostoma tigrinum, 607 nucleotides. RefSeq names its product ABRA C-terminal like (gene abracl). Gene Ontology annotation, biological process: regulation of actin filament-based process. Lineage: Eukaryota; Metazoa; Chordata; Chondrichthyes; Orectolobiformes; Stegostomatidae. The transcript has 3 exons. The record is from RefSeq and is a predicted model, not a curated record. The coding region runs from base 143 to 388 and encodes 81 amino acids.